GGGGGGCAGCGGAUUUGCUGGGCGCUUACCGAGGUCGCGGUUGAUCUCGCAGAUGGUGACGGCGCCCGGCGGAGGGAAGCUCGGCAUCGCAGCUAGCUAGCUUGAUAGGGUUAGGAGAUAGAUUCGAGGUUCCCGGACCCAGCCCGAAAUGGGGCGCUUGAGCUCGACCAGUACACGAGGCAGCCAGGGGAAGCGGCGGCGGAAGCAACCGAGCGGCGAACGGGGAGAGAACGGAGGCGCGAGCGCGACGGGCAGACCAGGGGCGGAUGUGUUUUUCGCCUCUGCAGCCCAUACAAAACCAGCCCAUAAACAACCAGGCCUUGAAGGCCCAGCCCAAAGCACCUCGCACCUCGCCUCUCGAUCCACCAUUCUCCGUCCGCCGUCACCCACGCUUGCUGGCUCCGCCGACGCAUCUCGCAAGCUGCCAGCGCCCCCCUCGCCCCUCUCCACUGUGGUCCGCAGCCGCUUGGAGCUUGCAGCUUGCCUGUUCGUCGUCUCGGUCCCAGCCGGCAGCCGGUCAACCCUCCAACCCCCUCUCUAGGCGGCUAGGCAGCAAGUCUCCCAGGCUGGCAGGCUCCCAGCCGGCAGCGGCAGGAGCCCGCACAAUCUGCUCGGCCCCUGGCCCCUACCAUGCUUGGCCGCCUGGGCACCUUGGUGCUAAACCUGCUGAGGCAGAGAGUAGAAAGGACAUGACAUCGCUCUACUAACUGGCCACCGUUGCAGCUCCAGCAAGUCGCCAUUGCUCUAGAGAUCCACAUGUGGUUCUCGGUGCAUUUUCGUAUCUUUUAGAAUUGAACUGUGAAAAACACAAUGGCAUCGAUCUUAUCUGGAGCAAGGAGCCUUCACUCACUCGCUCUGCUAUCGCGGAUGUUGGGCGAGACGACUCAGCUCGGUCCUUUUAACCGCAGCGUGCAGCGGAGGUGGAGAAAGCCUGUAGAUUCGGCAAGAACACGUCUUGAGGGAAGAACGAGGGAUCAUAGGCUGGACAAACUAAUGGUUCAGCUGAGGAACUUGAGGCUGGCCUUGGCUUUGCAUGAGGUGAUAUCUCAGCAGAGGAACGGAUACGCGUCUCUCCAGCUCCUCUCAAGGUGGAGGCAUGAGGUCGGGCUGAACAUUGAGGUCGGUGCUUUCCUCAAGAAAUACCCCCACGUGUUUCAGACCUACGUGCACCCUGUCAAGAGGAACCACUGCUGCAAGGUCACGCAGAAGAUGUCCGACUUGAUCGCAGAGGAAGACGCUGUGGUCAGGGAGAAUGAGGUCGGCGUAGUUCAGCGGCUGAAGAAACUUCUCAUGCUCUCUGUGGAUGGAACUCUGAACAUGCACGCGUUAUGGCUCAUAAGAAGGGAGCUUGGGCUUCCUGAUGAUUACAGGUCCUCUAUACUGCCGAACCAUCGACAUGAUUUAAUUCUCAAAUCCCCAGAUACUCUAUCACUUUUCUCUAGGGAUGAAACAUUGGCUGUAGCUAAGGUCGACGAGUGGAGGAAAAGGGAGUACACAGAAAAAUGGCUAGCUGAAUCAGAGACAAAAUAUGCUUUCCCGAUCAACUUCCCAACUGGAUUUAAGGUUCAAAAAGGUUUCAGGGAGAAACUCAAGAACUGGCAGAGGCUUCCCUACACCAAACCUUAUGAGAAGAAUGAUUCGCAUCCGAUAUGCAACGUGGAGCGGCUUGAGAAACGCAUUGUUGGUGUUCUUCAUGAGCUUUUGAGCCUGACGGUCGAAAGGAUGAUGCCACUUGAGAGACUGUCACACUUCAGAAGAUUGUACACCAUGGAGGUAAACCUGCGAGAAUUUUUUCUCAAGUAUCCAGGCAUUUUCUACAUCUCGACGAAAGGAAGCACACAGACAGUCAUCCUAAGGGAUAGUUACAGUAAAGGAUAUCUGAUUGAGCCUAACCCUGUGUACAUUGUGCGGAGGAAGAUGCUGGACCUGGUAUUAUCUGGAUCUCGUAACGUUGGUGAAUGCCAACAGGAUAGUGCAACUUGGUCAGCUGAGGAGCAUGAUCUGGGAAGCAGCCAUGGGUGCCAGGAUAACAUAUGCUAGGUGGAUUCUGCAAUUCCAUACUGGAACAUGGAGUUAGAAGUGACGCAUGGAAAGAACCAAUUAACUCAACCAUGAUCUUGCUGUAAUAUCUACAUAUAAAAAUACCUACUGAUAUCGUCUGCCCGGGGUGAAGCGAUGCCUAGCUGCGGCAUUGCCCUGCCUAGCCUCGCCUCGUCUCCGGCACGCGAACACCCAGCUCGGACUCUGUAAAGAGGAAGUUUACCACAAUCUCUGGUGGACUUUCUUUGCUCACUGCCCCUGCUCCUCCAUCGCUCUCGUGCGCCACUGUUCUCCAUGGAUCUCUUCAAUUUGAUGCUAGGUGGCAACAUUGCACCUAGCAAUGCUAUUUUUACUAUGCUGAUCAAGGCAUAUGCUAACUGUGGAAUGCUAGAUAGGGCUAUGAUUAUCUUCAAUGAGAUGAGAGCAAGGAGUGAAACCUGAUGUGGUAACCUAUUUGACAGUGAUUGGUGCCCUUUACAGAAUUGGUAAGAUGGAUGGUGCUGUGGAAAAAUUUAAUCAUAUGAUUGAUCAAGGAGUAACACCCAAAAAAUCUACUUACUGUUGCCUGAUUCAAGUUUUUUGUAUUCAUGGUGGUUUACUGAAAGCCAAGGAAUUGGUUUGGAAACCAUGAAUAAAGGUAUGUGUCCUGACAUUGUUUUCUUCAGUUCGAUAAUAAACAACCUUUGCAAACUAGGAAGGGUAAUGGACGCACAAAAUAUAUUUGACUUAACUGUAAAUGUUGGUCUGCAUCCUACUGUUGCGAUGCAUAGUAUGCUGAUGGUGGGUACUGUCUUGUUGGCAAGAUGGAGAAGGCAUCAAGGGUAUUUGAUGCUAUGGUGUCUGCUGGCGUUGAACCAAACAAUGUAGUGUAUGGUGUACUUGUUAAUGGCUAUCGUAAAAUUGGAAGGAUCGAUGAUGAGUCUUUUCAAAGAAAUGUUGCAUAAAGGAAUAAAGCCUUCAACUAUUUCGUACAACAUCAUACUUGAUGGGUUAUUUCAGGCAGGGAGAACAGUUCCUGCGAAGGUGAAAUUCCACGAAAUGACUGAAAGUGGUAUCACAAUGGACAAAUGGACAUACAACAUAGGUCUUAGUGAACAUUUUAAAAACAGAUGCUCUGUUGAAGCAAUCUUGCUUUUUGAAGAAUUACGUGCAAUGAAUGUAAAGAUCAAUAUCAAAACUCUCAAUACCAUGAUAGCUGGAAUGUUUCAAACCAGGAGAGUUGAAGAAGCUAAGGAUCUGUUUGCUUCUAUCUCGAGAAGUGGGCUGGUGCCUUCUGUUGUGACUUACAGUAUAAUGAUGACAAAUCUUAUAAAAGGAUUGGUGGAGGAGGCAGAUGAUAUGUUUUCAUCCAUGGAGAAUGCUGGCCGUGAGCCUGAUUCUCGAUUGUGUGGUUAGGGAAUUACUAGAGAAAAAUGAAAUGGUCAGGGCUACAACGUACCUGUCCAAAAUUGAUGAGAGGAAUUUCUCACUUGAGCAUUCAACCACAACAUUGUUGAUCGAUCUCUUCUCAAGCAAAGGGGCUUGUAGGGAACACAUAAGAUUUCUCCCUACAAAGUAUCGUUUUCUUGCAGGGGGCUCGUUAAUGUUCGAUUGCAAGCAGCAGUCGGUGAUCCAGCAGCUCCUCUGGCGCAAGGGGCGCCUGAUAGUGAUGUGUUCGAGGGGGACGCCUCUGCUGUAUGCCCCAGUGGAUCCUGCAGAGUCAUUCAAGUUCUAGAGUUUGUAGAUUGUCUCCAGCCAGUGAUUAACAUAAUCCCAUUACAGGUUUGUUUGUCUAAGCUUGUUUUGUCAUAUUUUUUUUUGGUACAGUUCACUGUUCACUGAACAAAUUCUGCUGUUUUUUUGGUUCAAUUGCUCGCGUACCAUACAUAAAUAUCGAUUAGUUGAGGUAUGCAGUUUAUUUCCUGAUUCAGCCUAGGAGUACUUUAACGGCUUAUUGGAACUGGUCUAAUUCAGCACUGGAGCAACAAGGGAGCCUAAGCUGCAAAAAUGUGGAUUGUUCCAACCUGUGCAUGUGUUCUGGUGUUAGUUUCUUCAGAGCGGACAUUGAACUUAACAGUGCAAUUUUUUAGAACUUUGCAGCAGUUUUAAGCACAAGCACGCUUCAUCGACAAUAAAUUAAAUUCAAAUCAACCUGCUGGUUUGUGAUACGUAAACCAUAUUAUCCAUUUUCAGCAAAUAAGGUUGGUUUGCACUUAAUUUGUUGAUGAUGAAGCGUGCUUGUGCUUGAACCUGCUGCAAAAUUCUGAAAAUUUGUACUGUAAGUUCAAUGUCCGUUCAGAAGAAACUAACACCAGGACACAUGCACAGGUUGCUACAAUACACAUUUUCUUGCGGCUUAGGCUCCCUUGCUACUCUAGGGCUGAAUCAGACUAGUUCCAAUAAACUGUUAAGUACUCCUAGGCUGAAUCAGGAAAGAAACUGCAGAUCUCAACUAAUCGACAUUUAUGCAUGGUAUUCGGUGAUUAGUAGUAUUGUGAUAUGCACAGGUCAAAUUUAUUAUUGGGAAUCAUAUACAUCUAACCAGCUUUCAACUCUUCUUUCCUCCUUAUAAGGUACUUGCCUUCAACUAAUAUAUGUAAGUUGUUUGCCUUUAACUGGCACAAUGUGCCCUAUGCAGAUGUCUUUUCAUAGCUUAUAAGCUGCUUGACUUCAACUGACAUGUGCCCUUUGCAGAUCUAUGAUAUCUUCAAGUUUCUUCCGUCGAAGAUUCAGGUCAGUGUGUUCUCAGCUACCCCCUGAGGUCCUUGAGAUCACCCAUCAGUUUGAAAUGAUAAGAGGCCCUACUACAGAUAUAAAAAGAACAGCCGAUCCAAUGCUGACGGUGGCUCACACAUGAGUGGGCUGAAAAUUUUACCUAUUCAGAAAAGUGUUCCAACUGUUCAUCUUCAUCCUUACCACCAUAUUUGAUUUUUAGAGAAUAGCUGGAGCUUCAACCAACGAUGAGGCCUUGUUCGGUUAUAGGAUUGAGAUGUAUUGAGGUGGAUUUUAAUUUAUUAUGGAUUUAAACUGACUCAAUAUCACCAAAUCCACAUGAAAGCCCAGAGCAAGAUUAGCCCUGGAGGGUUAUACAGGGGGAGGCCGUCGAUCAUAUGGCAUACAUGAAUACGUAUGGCCGCAGCAAAGGCCAGAUGAGGCCGGAGGACAGGAGGCAGAAGAAGACGCCGACGAGAUGUCAUACAUGAAUAUCUCAGCUCCUGUUUUAGAAUUUGGAGUAUUAGACUGUUGUACUGGAAUAUCAGGGGGCUCAAUGCCCUGUAAAAAGAAAUGACCGUCAUGUUCUUACAGGAAAUAAGGAGAGAAAACUCUGAUACAAUGUUCGUCGGAAAAUUUCUGCCGUCAGAUUUUUGAGGGUUUUGAUUUUGUACCUUUGCCAGACGCCUCAAAUUUGAGAGAUCAGAAUUACAAGUUUACGAGA
Zea mays is the source of this 5455-nucleotide messenger RNA. NCBI's taxonomy places the organism in Eukaryota, Viridiplantae, Streptophyta, Magnoliopsida, Poales, Poaceae. The record is from RefSeq and is a predicted model, not a curated record.